AUGAAAGAAUUUGGAAAGUAUACAUUCUCAAUCAAUAGUCUGUUUGUAACUAUGUAUGUAUACGCUUAUAUUCUCCCAUUAGUAACACAAUACACCAAUAGCAUAAAUGGCGAGCUUGAAGGAACUCCUUUACCGUGCCUCACUUCUGGUUGUAAUUGUUGCACUGUAUUACUGAUUGCUAUCAGUUGGUAUCCUAGCUGUAUAUCCCCAUAG
This is a messenger RNA of Schistosoma bovis, 213 nucleotides long. Lineage: Eukaryota; Metazoa; Platyhelminthes; Trematoda; Strigeidida; Schistosomatidae. The record is from the annotation of a GenBank genome assembly.